GUAAGCGCCACAAAAGGUAACAAACUUUGUUUAAAGUAUUUCUGAAAAAUACUACAUUGCUGGCAUCAGUUGUAUAUAUAUAGACGCACACAGACAUAGCAAGCAUGUCUGAAUGGGUGUCGACCUUCCCCGGGAUCACACAAGUGCUUAGCACGGCAAAAAAAGUGUUUGGACGGAUUAUAAGAACCGGACCAACCCCAAGACAUGUGGGAGUUAUUAUGGAUGGGAAUAGAAGAUAUGCCAAGACACAUAAGAUCGAGUUAAAAGAGGGCCACAACAUGGGCUUUGAGAGCAUGGCCAACAUCUUGGAACUUCUCUACGAAUCUGGAGUUGAAUGUGUGACCGUGUAUGCCUUCAGUAUAGAAAACUUCAAAAGACUGAAGUAUGAAGUAGAAUGGCUUAUGGAAUUGGCUAAACUGAAGUUACAACAAUUGUGUCAACACGGAGACUUGUGUGAACAAUAUGGGAUUAGGAUCAGGAUCCUUGGUAACACUAAAUUACUUCCACAAGAUGUGCAAGAGAUAUUAAAGGAAACAGAAACCAUGACUGCCAAUAAUAAGCGAGCAGUGUUGAAUGUGUGUUUCCCAUAUACAUCGAGGGAUGAAAUGACCAAUGCAGUGGUGCACAUAGUUGGGGAUUCGACCAAGACUCCACAAUUGGAAAUCACAGAACAAUUAGUCGAUGAUUAUUUGUAUACCAAAGAUUCACCUCCAUUGGAUAUUUUAGUAAGAACUCUGGGAACCUACAGACUAUCGGACUUCUUAUUGUGGCAAUGUGUUCCUCUGACGUGUGCAGUUGUGUUUGUUGACCGACUUUGGCCCGACUUUAGAGCAUGGGAUAUGUGUAAAAUCAUGAUAAAUUGGGGGUUCAAUAUGUAUUGGUAUGGCCAUGGAAAUGGAGUGAUUCCAACAUCAACACAGAAUCGAUUGUUGGGGGGAAAUGAUGUUCAAAGAAGACUGUCUAUACAACAUUCCCGUCCUCUGAAUAAAAGACGUAGUGGUAGCUUUGAUUUGGUACGUGGGGUUAGAAGCGGAGCUUCUGGAUAUAAACGAUAUGGAGAUGAAGAAGAUGAAGAAGAUGAUGAAGAUGAUAGCAACGAAGAAGACGAUAGUAAUGAAGAAGACGAUAGUAAUGAAGAAAGUGGCGAUCAAGACGAAAGUAAUGAUGAAGAUGAAGAUGAGGAAGAAUAGAGACAUUUAACAGAUUCUAGUUUCAUUGUCAUGACUAUAUAUUUUGACUCUUUACAUCUGUGACUCUUUCCAUGUCCAAACUCUUUCCACUUUCUCAAGCACUCUUACUUCAUUUCAAUUACAUAGCCAUAACCAAUUGGCAAAUAAAAAAUGCAUAUUAUAUAAUCAGAAUAAAUAAAAGUUCAACCAGAUCAAUACCACAUCAAAUUAUUU
Molecule: messenger RNA, 1403 nt
Organism: [Candida] anglica
Lineage: Eukaryota; Fungi; Ascomycota; Pichiomycetes; Serinales; Debaryomycetaceae
Source: the annotation of a GenBank genome assembly